Molecule: messenger RNA, 1152 nt
Organism: Papaver somniferum (opium poppy)
Lineage: Eukaryota; Viridiplantae; Streptophyta; Magnoliopsida; Ranunculales; Papaveraceae
Product: BTB/POZ and MATH domain-containing protein 3-like
Exons: 4
Coding region: 1-1152 (383 amino acids)
Biological process (GO): protein ubiquitination
Molecular function (GO): protein binding
Source: RefSeq, a predicted model, not a curated record
AUGGCCCCAAAAUGGCCGAUAUUUUCAAAGUCUAAAGCUAAUGACAAGGUUUUAUCUUCGGAGUCGAUUUAUGAGACUAUGAAUGGUUCUCAUGUGUACAAGAUAAAAGGAUUUUCUCUAGCGAAGGGAAUUGGAGUUGGUAAAUCCAUGACUAGUCGCAGAUUUACAGUUUGUGGUCAUGAUUGGGUUAUACAGUUUUAUCCAGACGGCGAUACUCAAGAUAGCCAGGAGUACAUAUCUUUGUACCUUAAGAUAGUAAGCCCUGGAGAAGUUAGGGCGACGUUUGAGUUUAAAUUGCUGGACCAAAGCGAGAAAGGGAAAUAUGGUGUUCAUAGAAUUUCUACUGUGAAAUCACCAACAACGUUCACGACACAAGGAGUCGCUGCGGGAUAUGCAAAGUAUAUGAAGAGGUCGGAGUUGGAGAGCUCAAGUUAUCUCAAGGAUGAUUGCCUUAGCAUCCACUGUACAGUCGGAGUGGUGAAAACUCGUGAUAGAAUAUUUCAAACUAUUGAUGAAACAGUGCAAACUCGUGCUGAGGAGGACAAAGAUUAUGUUAUUUCAGUUCCUCCGUCAGAUAUGAUUCAGAAUCUCAAGGGUUUGCUGGAAUCUGAAAUUGGUUGUGACGUUACUUUUCAAGUUAGCAAUGAAUUCUUCAAAGCCCAUAAAUCGAUUCUUGCAGCUCGAUCUCCCGUAUUUAGAGCUCAGUUUUUUGGGUUAGUGGGUAAUCCAGGCGUGGAAACUGUAGCCAUUGAAGAGUUUGAACCCUUUGCCUUUAAGGCCAUGUUGUUAUUUUUGUACUCGGAUGAACUGCCAGAACCAUAUGAACUUUCUGUUUCAAAAUCUCCUUGCACUUCAACAUCAAUCUUACAACAUCUGUUAGUCGCAGCAGAUCGCUUUGACCUUCCACGAUUGAGACUCAUGUGUGAGGCUAAAUUAUGUAAAGAAAUAAAAGCAAGUACGGCUGCAACAACACUAGCCAUAGCAGAGCGACACCAAUGCCUGAAACUGAAAACUAUCUGUCUAAAAUUUGCAGCUAAACCUGAAAAUUUGGGAGGGGUUAUGAAGUCGGAUGGGUAUGCAUAUUUGGAGAAGUGGUAUCCCUCAUUAUUGACAGAUCUGUUGAAGACUGGUGCUGUGGUUGAUAAAAUAUGA